AAAGAAGCCUGUGUCUUAUGUGUCACAGGGCCUAGCACAUAGGAGGUACUGGAUAAAUUAAUUUUUGAAUCAAACCUCUUCUGAGCCUCUGUGAUGUGGAAGGUACGGUGCUAGGCACUACUGGGGGUAUACAAAGUCGUGUCUCUGAUCGUAAGGAAAUGAGAGUCCAUGGGGAACAAGACAUGAAAAGUUCAUAAAUAUAUUCCUUAAGGCACUGUGAGAUAACUCGAAGUUAAUUCUACAGAAAUUUAAAAGGAGGGAACAUUUCUGACUUAUGUAACAAUUGUCACACACACUCUCCUUUUCACUUGGAAAUGGACUCUUAUCUGUUAAUUAUUUUCUUAAUGGUUUACAAGUGUCUUUUAUUGUGUGGCUUGGAUCUGUUUUAAAAGCAGGUGGGUCAUAAAUAAUAAAUAAAGAAAACAGGUGAUCAGGCUCAAGAGGCCCUCUGGGUUGUGCGUUCAGACAGUAUCCAAGAAGUUUGACUUGGUGUGAAAGGGUGGGAUUACAUGUUAAUGAUAGCAGGGUUUAGAUUCUACACUGAAAGGAAGCAGUUGGUGAGCCCUAGGAGGAGUUGAAGGAAAGAGGUUACAAAAAUGGAUGCUUCCCAAGACCCUCCAUUAAGCCUCCUGGGAUAGGUCUCCUGUCUGUCCCUAGACCCCAGGGUACUGCUGGGCACUUCAAGAGAGACAGAGAAUUUGAAUACUCAUUAGUCUUGGAAUGUAGGAAUAACAAUUCAUCCGAACAAGUAAACAUGAUAGACAAUUUUUUUUUUUUUACCCACUGAGGACAUUGGGUCUAAAAAUCUGAUUUGUGCCUAGGAAUUAUCAGUAUAGAAUUCUCAUUACUUUAUAGAAUUGAUAUUGCAUAGUUCUGUAGGAUAAGGAUCUAGCACUUGAGUUAUGAAUAGCUCAGGAUGACAUAACACACAAUGGUUAGUUGGACUGGUAUGUCCACAAAGCUGAAUUCUAAUUCAACUAUGAGCAUCUCUGAUUCUGCUUCUGAUUCUAGAUGACUUUAAUCUCAAAUUGAAUAUUCUGACAUUUCUGUAAAAUGGGGCAUGAGAGAGCACGUCGGUUAUGGGGUUUAAAUAUAAAAGAAUUAAGAGCUGAGAAGUGCCUUCUUGGUCAAUUAAACCACACUGAAAUCCCGUUUUCCUUUUCUUCUUUUUCAUAAUUAGAGAGGAAGUGGAGGGAAAGAAAAUAAAUAACUUUAACAAAGUAUGCCUAGUUUAAACGCACCAGGUCCCCGCUCUUUUAUAAACUCAUGAUUCUCAUUGCAUCACUAAUUUGAAAUUAAAUCACAGCUCCGUGGUGUCUCAGAAAGCUUACUAUUGCUUUUCACUACGUAACUUUCCAAGUCUGUGUGCUUGGUACUCUAGGAUGUUAGGCCACCAGAGGAAAGAGGUUAUAUCUUUUUGAUAGUCGAAUUCCCUUCAACGUCUAGCACAGUGCCUUGCACAUUUACCCACUCAAAAAAAAAAAAAAAUUCUUAAGGAAUUAAUAAAUGAAUCCUUAGGAGGAAAAGUUAAAAUGAAGUUUUUCUCUCAGGAUGAGAAGGUGUAUUUCCCCGUUCAUUUCAGAUAUGCAUCAGCUAGUCAGCGUAAAUUGUGCUUUUUAUAUGCUCACCAGGUGUAGGUAAGAGCUUUGGCUGAGAUGGAGAAAUUCAUCGCGGGAGGAUAAUAAAGCGGGCCGGGAUUUGGCAACCUCAGAGCCGCGAGGAGGAGGCGGAGUCGCGGAGAGUUUGAGUAUUUCCGUCCAAUCAAAAGGAGACUGCAGGAGGAGGAGGAGGAGAUGACGGGGGAGCGGGAGCUCGAGAAUACUGCCCAGUUACUCUAGCGCGCCAGGUCGAACCGCAGCUUCUUGGCUUAGGUACUUCUACUCACAGCGGCCGAUUCCGAGGCCAACUCCAGCAAUGGCUUUUGCAAAUCUGCGGAAAGUGCUCAUCAGUGACAGCCUGGACCCUUGCUGCCGGAAGAUCUUGCAAGAUGGAGGGCUGCAGGUGGUGGAAAAGCAAAACCUUAGCAAAGAGGAGCUGAUAGCCGAGCUGCAGGACUGUGAGGGCCUUAUUGUUCGCUCUGCCACCAAGGUGACCGCUGAUGUCAUCAACGCAGCUGAGAAACUCCAGGUGGUGGGCAGGGCUGGCACAGGUGUGGACAAUGUGGAUCUGGAGGCCGCAACAAGGAAGGGCAUAUUGGUUAUGAACACCCCCAAUGGGAACAGCCUCAGUGCCGCAGAACUCACCUGUGGGAUGAUCAUGUGCCUGGCCAGGCAGAUUCCCCAGGCGACGGCUUCAAUGAAGGAUGGCAAAUGGGAGCGGAAGAAGUUCAUGGGAACAGAGCUGAAUGGAAAGACCCUGGGAAUUCUUGGCCUGGGCAGGAUUGGGAGAGAGGUAGCUACCCGGAUGCAGUCCUUUGGGAUGAAGACGAUAGGGUAUGACCCCAUCAUUUCCCCAGAGGUCUCAGCCUCCUUUGGUGUUCAGCAGCUGCCCCUGGAGGAGAUCUGGCCUCUCUGUGAUUUCAUCACUGUGCACACUCCUCUCCUGCCCUCCACAGCAGGCUUGCUGAAUGACAACACCUUUGCCCAGUGCAAGAAGGGGGUGCGUGUGGUGAACUGUGCCCGUGGAGGGAUCGUGGACGAAGGCGCCCUGCUCCGGGCCCUGCAGUCUGGCCAGUGUGCCGGGGCUGCACUGGACGUGUUUACAGAAGAGCCACCACGGGACCGGGCCUUGGUGGACCAUGAGAAUGUCAUCAGCUGUCCCCAUCUGGGUGCCAGCACCAAGGAGGCGCAGAGCCGCUGUGGGGAGGAAAUUGCUGUUCAGUUCGUGGACAUGGUGAAGGGGAAAUCUCUCACGGGGGUUGUGAAUGCCCAGGCCCUUACCAGUGCCUUCUCUCCACACACCAAGCCUUGGAUUGGUCUGGCAGAAGCUCUGGGGACACUGAUGAGAGCCUGGGCUGGGUCCCCCAAAGGGACCAUCCAGGUGAUAACACAGGGAACAUCCCUGAAGAAUGCUGGGAACUGCCUAAGCCCUGCAGUCAUUGUCGGCCUCCUGAAAGAGGCUUCCAAGCAGGCGGAUGUGAACUUGGUGAACGCCAAGCUGCUGGUGAAAGAGGCUGGCCUCAAUGUCACCACCUCCCACAGCCCUGCUGUACCAGGGGAGCAAGGCUUCGGGGAAUGCCUCUUGGCCGUGGCCCUGGCAGGCGCCCCUUACCAGGCUGUGGGCUUGGUCCAAGGCACUACACCUGUACUGCAGGGGCUCAAUGGAGCUGUCUUCAGGCCAGAAGUGCCUCUCCGCAGGGACCUGCCCCUGCUCCUGUUCCGGACUCAGACCUCUGACCCUGCAAUGCUGCCUACCAUGAUUGGCCUCCUGGCAGAGGCAGGCGUGCGGCUGCUGUCCUACCAGACUUCACUGGUGUCAGAUGGGGAGACCUGGCACGUCAUGGGCAUCUCCUCCUUGCUGCCCAGCCUGGAAGCGUGGAAGCAGCAUGUGACCGAAGCCUUCCAGUUCCACUUCUAACCUUGGGGCUCACUGGUCCCCGCCUCUGGGGCUUUUCUGAAGAAACCUACCCACUGUGAUCAAUAGGGAGAGAAAAUCCACAUUCUUGGGCUGAACGCGGGCCUCUGACACUGCUUACACUGCACUCUGACCCUGUAGUACAGCAAUAACCGUCUAAUAAAGAGCCUACCCCCAA
Messenger RNA from Symphalangus syndactylus (siamang), 3691 nucleotides. RefSeq names its product phosphoglycerate dehydrogenase (gene PHGDH). Gene Ontology annotation, biological process: L-serine biosynthetic process. The record is from RefSeq and is a predicted model, not a curated record. Lineage: Eukaryota; Metazoa; Chordata; Mammalia; Primates; Hylobatidae. Gene Ontology annotation, molecular function: NAD binding; phosphoglycerate dehydrogenase activity.